AUGCUAAAGCAACUACUUCAAGGGCAAGCUGAUGGGGUAGUGGACACAAGCAAGAAGCUAGCUGAAAUAAACUCUAAGAUCGAGAACCUCAACACAAGGGUUUACUCUCUGGAGAAUCAUGCUUCUUCUGUUGCUGCUGCUACAAAGCAAGGACAACUACCUGGUAAAGCUAUUCAGAACCCCAAGGAACAGUGCAAGGUCAUCUUCACUCAAGAAGGACUUGUUGAAGAGGAGGAUCAAGAAAGGGUCAUUGAAGAUUUUUGUUUACUGCUGAAUGAUGAAGAGAUUGUUGCUGCUGAGGCUCCUGGAGUCCAGAUUGAUCAACCAGAAGUGCAUGCACCUACUGUGGCCAUUCACACUUCACCAGUUGAGCUCGCACGACAAGCUCGAUCGGCAGCUCGAUCGAGUCCAACUCUAGCUCGAUCGAGUCCGACCGACAGCCUGUUUUGCUUGAUCCUUAUCAACCGGUUGCCGCUUCCUCGUCUCGCCUACUUAGUCAAGGUCACAAGGAAGUGA
This is a messenger RNA of Microthlaspi erraticum, 516 nucleotides long. Lineage: Eukaryota; Viridiplantae; Streptophyta; Magnoliopsida; Brassicales; Brassicaceae. The record is from the annotation of a GenBank genome assembly.